This is a messenger RNA of Drosophila navojoa, 2424 nucleotides long. RefSeq lists its product as uncharacterized. Gene Ontology annotation, biological process: regulation of transcription by RNA polymerase II. Gene Ontology annotation, molecular function: DNA-binding transcription factor activity, RNA polymerase II-specific; RNA polymerase II cis-regulatory region sequence-specific DNA binding. Lineage: Eukaryota; Metazoa; Arthropoda; Insecta; Diptera; Drosophilidae. The record is from RefSeq and is a predicted model, not a curated record.
GCCAUCGCCGUCGCCGUCGCCGUCGUUGUCGCUUCCCCAUUUGCCUAUUUAGCAUUACAAAACUGCUGUUUUUGUAUUCUUUGAGCCGCACACCUUUUGUGAGUUUUCGCUGUCGUUCGUGCUUUUUUCAACGUUCUCUUUCAAUUUAAUGAAUCGCUGGCCACCGUGCGGGCAAGCUGCCAGACAGCGGUGUCGCUUCACGGGCGACGCGAACGCAAGCAGAGCUGCAAUAGUUACAGUUAAAGCUCUUUGAGAGUGUGAGUGUGUGUGUUUUUUGUUUUUAGGGUUCGGUUCGCGCUUCCAAUUCGCUUUUCAGCACUGUUUUCAUUUUCGUUUUACGCUUCAUUUGCGUAACGUGCAGCUGUGUGAACUGUGGCCCUGUCCCUGCACUUGGGCACAUCAUGCUUCAAUGCUGUUCCCGAUUGCCGUCAAUAGCUUCAUAGAAACUAAGCACACGAAAAUUUAACUAAAUCGCUAUAACAAUCCAAGGUGUUUGGGCAUCUACUUUUUUAGCUAAAAAAAACCAAUCUAUAAAGAAAAAACAAAAGCAAAACCCUAUCGUAGAAACAUUAACCCCUUACCCAAGUAAAUUAGCAUCUGGUGCCGGGUGCAGGAAGCUCUGUAACAGACAUAAAACUAACUCAGCAUGGUACGCAGCCGUCGCAGCCUCUCGAAGGAGGAUGCCGUCUCUCUGCUCACGGAUAGCGGUAUUUCGCUGUCAUCGCCGCCGGCGGCGCGAGAGUCCUCGCCCGCUGCGACGGCCAUUAAGCGGCGCAAGAGCAGCCUCAACAGCAGUCUGCAAGAUUUGUUCGUGGAUGGCGAGCAGGAGGCUGAGCAGGACUCAACAGAUACAGAUGCAGACUACAUUCAACCAGAGCCGAAGAAAUCACCACGCAAGACCGAGUCCUCCAAGCGCAAGCAACACGUGUGCAGUCACUGCUCGAAGGAGUUCGGAGGCAAGACCGACUUGCAACGUCACAUGCUCAUCCACUCCGAUGAGCGGCCCCACAAAUGCACCGAAUGCGGCAAGUGCUAUCGCCAGGCGGUGAAUCUUAAGAACCACAUAACCACCGCCCAUGAGCACAAGAAGCAGUUCGCCUGCACGCAGUGCCCGAAGUCGUUUGCCCUCAAGGAGCGGCUCAAGCUGCACAUGCGUCUGCAUUCGGGUGAGAAGCCAUAUCCGUGUGCGCUGUGCGAGAAACGCUUCGCACGAGGCGGCCAACUCCAGCAGCACAUGGUGUCCCACCACAAGAUGAGCAUCCAGCAAUUCAACUGCACCAAGUGCUCGGCCAGCUUUUCUACCAAUGCCAAUCUGCGUGUGCACAUGGAACGCCAUGAGCAGGGUAUGGAGCACAAAUGCACCAUUUGCGAAAGCCAAUUUGCCACUGAAUUGGCUCUGCGCGCUCACAUCAAUCAGGAACACCACAAGCUGAGUCAACUUGAAUGUGAAAUAUGCCAUAAGACCAUCGAACCAGACGAGGACCUGGCCACGCACAUGCAGAAGCACGCUGCGAUUAAGACGCACGUCUGCGAGGUCUGCAAUUCAUAUUUUACACAGAAGUCGCAGUACAAUGUGCAUAUGCGAAUGCAUACGGGGGAGCGGCCGUAUCAGUGUCGGAUCUGUCAUCAAACGUUCGCCCACUCCAGCGUGCUGAAACUGCACAUUCGCAAGCACACGGGAGAAAAGCCAUUUCGCUGCCAGCUAUGCACGGACGAGGUGGCCUUCUCGCAGCUGGCGCAUCUCAAGAACCACAUGAAGAAGAUACACAAGCAGCAGAAACCCUACAUGUGUCCUGGCUGCCAUGAGUUCUUCAAAAUCAAAGUGGAGCUGCAGGCGCAUUCCGAGCACUGUGCCAAGUGCAAAGCAACGGGGGAGCUCAACGAUAGCCAGACCGAAGAUGCUCAUACACUGUCCAACAUUCGGUUUAACAUUGCCGUUGUUUUGAAGAAGAUUAGCUCAGCGCAGAAGCUGCGUCAACUGGGCUACGAGAAGCGUUUGAUUGAUAAUGUUAUCAUCGCAUCCCUGAAGCUGGCACAGCGUCCGUCACACGACGACGCAAAGCUGACGCCUUUGGCUAGGCUGCGCUUAAAUGUCGAGGAGUUUCUCAAGUGGAUUGUGCCCGCGCAGACCAUGCAGAAGUUCAGCGAGGAGCUGCUCUCCAUCGACACGAUACUCGACAAGAUUGCGACCAUGUACAUGAACCAGAAGUAGCGACAGAAAAGAGCGACUAAUGCUCACUGCUUGCCAGCAAAGCGAUUGUGCCAUAGAGUAAACGCCGUGCUUAGAAUUAGUUCUUGCCAUUUCAUUUAGCUGCAAUCCCAAAAAGUUAAAUAGGAAAUUCAACCAAAUGAUUUAGUCCAAAGAUGUUUAGACUUAAGCUCCAAAGUGAAUUUACACAACCUCAGUCUUAGUUAUGCCAAAAA